AUGAUCCGUUUAUUCAUGACGAUAAAUUUCCCCAAAUUGGCAGAAAAAUUGAAAAUGUCCAAUGUGCAACCGGAGGUAUCAAAGCAAUACAGUAGAAUUAUCAAAGAAACGGUGGAGUACAGAGAAAAAAAUAAUGUGGUCAGAAAAGACUUUUUGGAUUUGUUGAUCCAACUGAAAAACUCAGGAGUACAAGUAACUAUGGACGAAAUAAUCGGCCAGACAUUUUCAUUUUUCACUGCUGGAUUCGAAACCUCUGCAACCACCACAACGAUGACAUUGUUCGAACUGGCUGAGAAUCAAGAGGCUCAGGACAGAUUGAGAGAAGAAGUGAUAAGCACCUUCGAGAAAAAUGACAAUGAUCUGUCGUAUGAAGCGCUCAUGGGGAUGAAAUACCUUGGUCAAGCAAUCGAUGAAACUCUAAGGAAAUGGCCUCCAGUAACAACCCUUCCAAGGAUUUGCAUGCAGGAUUACAAGUUUCCAGGUACUGACUUAACCAUUGAAAAGGGAACAAAAGUGAUGAUCCCAAUUCUGGCACUGCAUCGAGAUAAAGACUAUUAUCCAGACCCGGAGAAAUGGAAUCUAGACCGGUUCGAGGAUAGAAAUCAAAAAUCAUCAGUAUAUUAUCCGUUCGGAGGUGGACCCAGACAUUGCAUUGGUUUUCGUUACGCCUUCAUGCAGGUCAGACUGGGUUUGGCAACCAUCUUGAGGAACUACAAAGUUUUUCCAAGUCCAAGCACUGAAAAACCACUGGAUAUCGAUCCAGAUACCUUCCUUAUCAAAAUGAAGCAACGUAUAUAUUUGAAAUUCCAAAAAAUACAUUGA
Messenger RNA from Phaedon cochleariae (mustard beetle), 822 nucleotides. The record is from the annotation of a GenBank genome assembly. Lineage: Eukaryota; Metazoa; Arthropoda; Insecta; Coleoptera; Chrysomelidae.